Molecule: messenger RNA, 969 nt
Organism: Cylicostephanus goldi
Lineage: Eukaryota; Metazoa; Nematoda; Chromadorea; Rhabditida; Strongylidae
Source: the annotation of a GenBank genome assembly
AUGCAUCAGAGUCCACUUUCUCAAAGAAAAAACAACGUAAAAAGUCAUGAGGUGCAUUUUGUACAGUGGAAUCCCACAUCGGACUUGCUUGCACUAGCUUCUCGAAAAGGUGAAGUGAUGGUGAAAAGAAAUGCAUGGAAACGUUGUUGGAAAGUGAAUGUAUCGGAACUGACUUCAUUCCCUGAAACUCAGUGCACAAAACCGGCAUUGGUAGAAUCUAUGACUUGGUCUCCAGAUGGAGCCAUUCUGGCAGUGGCUAUGAAUGAUGGACAUCUGCAUCUUAUUGAAGCUGAGGAGGGAGUCGUACGAUGGUCCAGAAAUCUGGGACCAAGCACAUGUGCUCAAAAAAUGCGAUGGUUUUGGAGUGGAAAGCCACCAUCGACGAAGGCUGAGUUGGCAGAGAAUUUUGUUGAUCGAUCGUAUUAUGAUGAAAGCAAAGCUGUGGCAAGCAUUUUCGGCAAUGGUGAAGACAUUAUUGACGAGCGUAUAAGCAAGACACUCCUUUAUGAAAACCUCUACAGGAAAUCAUUACGAGGAACUCUUCUAUUUAUGAUUCGAGAUGAUCUAGUUGUGCUGGCCCUGGCAGGUGGACUAAUACCUGUCACUGAGAUACGUUUGCCGGACAAGCUAGCACAUUUAAAACUUGAUGUCAUAACCAUCUAUGACGUCUUGUAUUCCCAAAAAGAUGGUCUUACCAUAGCCGUUACCGAUUAUGGGCCACGCCCAAAACUUAGCGAAUUGGACCGUGAUACAACAAGUAAACGUAGCUCUGCUCGUUUGUCUGGAGAGAUUGCUGAUCCACUGAGAUGUGAAAGUACUCUGUCUGCGGAAAAGAAGUUUGGAGUCCCGGCUUUCGUUCCCGAUUCGAUCAGCUGCCCGCAUACCCAUCUCGUCAACAUUGGGUUCAAAUUAGAAAAUGAAAAGCUGCUUUGGGAACUUCUUUUGAGGCAAGGCACUUCACCUUUCUAG